Drosophila sechellia is the source of this 1369-nucleotide messenger RNA. RefSeq names its product doublesex-Mab related 93B (gene dmrt93B). The transcript is spliced from 3 exons. Bases 339 to 1316 code for a protein of 325 amino acids. Gene Ontology annotation, cellular component: nucleus. Gene Ontology annotation, molecular function: DNA-binding transcription factor activity, RNA polymerase II-specific; RNA polymerase II cis-regulatory region sequence-specific DNA binding. Lineage: Eukaryota; Metazoa; Arthropoda; Insecta; Diptera; Drosophilidae. Gene Ontology annotation, biological process: sex differentiation; regulation of transcription by RNA polymerase II. The record is from RefSeq and is a predicted model, not a curated record.
GCAUUGCUGUAUUGUUCACUACUUAGCAUUUGUAACUUGAAAGCAUUGGCUCCGCCCACAAACCCUUGACUGAAACUUCAAGGGGAGGAGUCUAGUCAUUUUGCAACAACCAAUGGCAGUCCUGUAAGCUCAAAUUGCAAAAUGAAAGCCAAAGCGCCUGCGUAAGUCAACAAAGUUUGCGCCAUUCUUUGAAACAAUUCCAGAUCCUUUGUCGCGUGUUUCAAAAUUUAGUUUCUUUUCGCUGGUCCCCAAAUAAGACGCGAAUUUGUGCUCCAAAAGCAGCAACUUCUUAGUCGGAAAAUCGGUUUUCACUGAAUACAUUUCUCGCCUGGGUUGCGAUGGCCAGUUCAAGUGGUGAACCUUCUGAUGAAGUGGCUAAUAAGCGUCCUCGCCUGGUGGCUAAUCCCAAGGCCACCAAAAUAGUUGAACACCCAGCGCCCAAUGUCGUCAAUCGGGUGCCCAAGUGCGCCCGCUGCCGGAACCAUGGGAUCAUUUCAGAGCUGCGGGGUCACAAGAAGCUCUGCACCUACAAGAACUGCAAGUGCGCCAAGUGUGUCCUGAUCUUUGAGAGGCAGCGCAUCAUGGCCGCUCAGGUUGCCCUGAAGCGCCAGCAGGCAGUGGAGGAUGCGAUUGCCAUGCGGCUGGUGGCCAACAAGACGGGUCGUUCCAUCGAUGCACUGCCGCCAGGAAACAUCUUCGGUCUGACCGUCACGCAGCCCAGUUCGCCGCGUCCCAAGCGAGAGGAUGACCAGGCGGAGAAGCCCAUUUCGGAGGAGCAGCAGCAGCAGCUCAUGCGGAAGGAGGAGGAGUACAGCGAAUCGCCGGCGGUGGCCCAGGAUCUCAGUGCGCCCCGAAGAGAUAACGUCUCCCAAACGGCCAUUGACAUGCUUGCCCAGCUCUUUCCGCAGCGCAAGCGAUCUGUCCUGGAGUUGGUGCUCAAGCGCUGCGAUCUCGAUCUGAUUCGGGCCAUCGAGAAUGUCUCGCCCACUGGCAAGUCCUCGCCAGUGGAUGUCACCAGCAACCAGUUGCCCAGCCAGGAGCCGGUCAUGUUGACCACUGUGCCACAGCCCACGCCGCCCAGGAGCAGCGCCUUCAGGCCUGUGAUAACAGAUCAGUACCAGAGCAAAUCGGUGGUAGAGCUGAAGCCGCCGGUCUUUGGAGGCAGUGCAUCGGCGGCGGCGGCAGCUGCCAUUUGUGCGUACCCCAAGUGGUUUGUGCCGCUCUCCUUUCCGGUAACCAUGGGCCACCUAUCCAAUCUGGCGCCAAGAUGCACCCUGCCCAACUGCGCCUGCCUGGACAGCUACCAGUUGCACUAGGAGACCACCCAUCUAGUACUUACUAACUCGCAUAAAUAUAAUUCUAAUGAAAU